AUGAAUAGUCAGUCGCGACCAGCUGAGUCCGAAGUUCAGGUUACUCCUAGUGGCAUUGCGAGUCAACUGCAGUCGAAACCAGGUGACUUCGUUGCAAAUUUCGAUGCGCCAUGUGCAGCAAACUCUGUAGCACCUUCAGUGAACACCAACUUUAUACCAAAUAGCAGUGAAGUAUGUACUAAUGCAAUAAAUGUGGCCUCGAUGUCAGUUUCCUCACCGACAACGGUUGUUGGUGUUCCAAGAUACGAGGAAACUUGUCGAUCCCACGACCAUGUACCGGCCAUUGCUCAGGUUGCGCCUUUGCGACCAGAGUCCGACUCUGUGUUAUCUGCUCAAUUUUCAACCCAAAUUCAUGAUGCUCAAGUGCGAGUGCCAGUUGACGAAGUUACGGGAGGUACUCUUAACGAUGUGAAUGUUUCCACACGAUUCCAAUCUUCUCCAUCAACUGCUGAAGUUAUUACCACUGAACUAGUAGUGGUUGACGAAAUUGAUUUAUCAGUUUCUAUUUCCCUUCUCCAGGAAGCCAGCGUUCCGCUUAAUGAACAAGUAUCAGUGACACGGGUGACUCCUGACGUUUCAGCAGUGAAUGAUAGUACACUUAGUCUAUUUGAUGUCAAGACAACAAGUACCCCUAUCAAUGGGGACGACUCUAUCGUCAGAGCAGGAACUCAGAAAGAGGAAAGCUGGGAACCUCGAGAAACUAUGGAUAGUUUGUGUUCUAAUAGGAAAUCUUGUAUAGCUUCAUCAGCUGCAGCCCACAAUAGUCGUACAACAAAUUUACCUUCUGUGAGGAAUGGUCCCGAACGGCGAAGUGUUCAGAGCCGUUACCGGAUAUUCAAGGAGCACUUUUCUGGUAUAAUGGGUCGUUUGGAUCAAUACAGAAGUGAACCACCACGUAGCGAGUUCCGAUCUUCGUCACGGACUGGUAACCCACUGAUGGCAAACGUGUCUAACAGGUCUGCAUCGUUCCACGGAUGCCAAGCAAUCAAGCACAACACGUGUCUUCUUUGUGAUACCAGAAAGCAAUGCAGAAUGUGA
This is a messenger RNA of Angiostrongylus costaricensis, 1038 nucleotides long. The record is from the annotation of a GenBank genome assembly. NCBI's taxonomy places the organism in Eukaryota, Metazoa, Nematoda, Chromadorea, Rhabditida, Metastrongylidae.